CGCAGCUGGGAUGCCGCCUGGGACGCAGUGAAGGAUUCUGUGGGAGAACAGAAAAGAAAACAGAGCGCAUCCAAGAGCAUCGCCACCGGCAGUCUUUGGGCAUCAGAGCUCCGACUUUUGGACACAACUUUUGAGUAAAAUAGUCAUCCAAGCUGUCAACCAGAAACAGUGACAUGGAUUUACUGUCACCAAAUGUCAGCAUUGCUAGCUUUGAAGAAAUGAGCAUAUCAGAAAAGGCAGACUGCAAGGAGAAACUAUCAUGGUCUGAUGGUCAGAGCUGUGGUUACCCGGACUGCAUCUACUUUGCUGCAGCUGGUAUUUUUCAGAAUAUUCAUGUGGAAAAGCCUCUUGAUCGUAAAUUAGUGAGUUAUGGCACUGUCAGAAAGGAGCCGGUGAUGGAAAUAAAAGAUGAGACGUCCAAGCAUCUGUCAUUUGAACUAGCAUUCAGUGCCUUGAAGUAUCAGGAUUUAUUGGAAGAUCUGCUGGUUGACAGCUAUUUCUACUCUUCUCAAACAAUUCCUGAUGACCUUAACAGCUUAGUUGUGGUGAUGUUGUAUGACUUCCAAGACCGAAACUUUCAACCCAGGGUGUGCUGUUCUGAUGAGGAGAUUGAAGAUGUAAGACAAGUGGAAAAAUAUCUGUUCAGUUAUAAAACAAAACUGGCUGCUUCCCUGGCUCGCUGUCGUAUUAAGCAUGACAUUCCUUCUAUUGAUUUUAUUUUGCCUGAAACUGUAAGGAAAAAGCAAGAGAAUGCCUCAACUCUUCCCCUUUAUGCGUGGGUGAAUACUUUCAAAGCAAGCCUUGAAGAUGUUUGCUGUUCCUUAGAGAAAGAUGGAUUUUCAAAAGUGAAAUCAAUCACUGAAUUUGAGGGAUUAACUUUCUGCCAGGACUUGCACUGUGAGGAUUUGUUGAUUUUCCCUGCUCACCUAAAAUAUGACCUUUGCGGGAUGGAGGUUUUUAAAGACAAUAAGCUAGUUAUUCAGGAUAAAUCUCGUAGUUUGGCUGUGCAUGCUGUGAAGACCUUGGUGAACCCAGAUGAUGAUAUCCUCAUCGUGAAUGCAGCGUCGGGUUUGACAGUCACUCACCUGUCUGCAGUGCUUAAUCUUGGAACGGGCAAAUUAUUUGCAUGUGGUGUAAAAUCAGAAUUGGAUCAGGAGCAACUACAAAAUCUGUUCAUGCAACUAGAGUGUAAAAAUAUAAAGCUGCUGCCAGAGAAUUUCAAAGACAUUGAACCAACAGAUUCAAGGCUACAGAAGGUUAAAAUUAUCUUGCUUUUGCCUCAGUGCUCAGAAUCUGGAGUUAGCAACCCAGUUGAGUUUAUCCUAAAUGAAAAAGGAGAUCCUGGACUUCUCCAAGACCUUUCCCAAGGAUCAAUAUCAGAAGAUAAAAUGAAUGUCCUUGUUGAGAGCCAAACACAGGAUUUGACACAUGCACUAAAAUUUCCUAAAGUGCAAGCUGUCGUCUACAGCACAUGUUCAGUUUACCCAGAAGAGAAUGAAGAGCUUGUGAUGAAAAUAUUGCAGGACCAACCUGACGGGAAUAAACUACAGCCUUACAGGAUCAGCCCACCAUCACUCCCUCUGCCCUGUGCCUCUGAUCUAAACAGCCCCCCGCAAUCUUUUUUUUCAAAAUGGAUCCAUCUGAGAUUGCCAAUGCCUGCUUUGUGGCUGUUUUAACACGAGCAGAAGAUCUUUCAGUUACUGCUCCUAAACACAUUAUAGCUCGGGCGAUGGCAAAAGGAAUUUUAGAUGGUAUCAGCCCUCCAAAAUCACCAAAGAAAGACAGAAGAAAAUCGAAGUCAACAGUACGGUUAAACUUCUCCA
This is a messenger RNA of Erpetoichthys calabaricus (reedfish), 1823 nucleotides long. Its product is annotated as putative methyltransferase NSUN7. The transcript is spliced from 12 exons. The record is from RefSeq and is a predicted model, not a curated record. Lineage: Eukaryota; Metazoa; Chordata; Cladistia; Polypteriformes; Polypteridae. Gene Ontology annotation, molecular function: methyltransferase activity. The coding region runs from base 174 to 1676 and encodes 500 amino acids.